Lagenorhynchus albirostris (white-beaked dolphin) is the source of this 1191-nucleotide messenger RNA. It is a transcript of the gene PABPC5, whose product is annotated as poly(A) binding protein cytoplasmic 5. Gene Ontology annotation, cellular component: ribonucleoprotein complex. Lineage: Eukaryota; Metazoa; Chordata; Mammalia; Artiodactyla; Delphinidae. The coding region runs from base 43 to 1191 and encodes 382 amino acids. Gene Ontology annotation, molecular function: RNA binding. The record is from RefSeq and is a predicted model, not a curated record. The transcript is spliced from 2 exons.
CUCUGCGCGUCACUCGAAAGCCUCCUCCCUGUGCUCAGAGAGAUGGGGAGUGGGGAGCCUAAUCCUGCUGGCAAGAAAAAGAAGUACCUCAAGGCUGCCCUGUAUGUGGGUGACUUGGACCCAGAUGUCACCGAGGACAUGUUAUAUAAAAAGUUCAGGCCUGCUGGCCCUCUUCGCUUCACCCGAAUCUGCCGUGACCCGGUGACCCGCAGCCCCCUGGGCUAUGGUUAUGUUAACUUCCGCUUUCCUGCGGAUGCUGAGUGGGCCUUGAACACCAUGAAUUUUGAUUUGAUUAACGGCAAACCUUUCCGCCUAAUGUGGUCUCAGCCGGAUGACCGCUUAAGAAAGUCUGGAGUUGGAAAUAUAUUCAUCAAAAACCUGGACAAAUCCAUAGACAAUAGGGCCCUUUUUUAUCUGUUUUCUGCUUUUGGGAGCAUUCUCUCCUGCAAGGUAGUAUGCGAUGACAACGGCUCUAAGGGUUAUGCCUAUGUGCACUUUGACAGCCUGGCCGCUGCCAAUAGGGCCAUCUGGCACAUGAAUGGAGUGCGGCUCAACAACCGCCAGGUGUACGUUGGCCGAUUCAAAUUUCCGGAAGAGCGGGCAGCUGAAGUUAGAACUAGGGAUAGAGCGACUUUCACCAAUGUUUUCGUUAAAAACUUUGGAGAUGACAUGGAUGACGACAAACUGAAGGAACUUUUCAGUGAAUACGGGCCAACUGAGAGUGUUAAGGUAAUAAGAGAUGCCAGUGGGAAAUCGAAAGGCUUUGGAUUUGUGAGAUACGAGACACACGAGGCUGCCCAAAAGGCUGUGUUAGACCUGCAUGGAAAGUCCAUCGAUGGGAAAGUCCUCUAUGUAGGGCGAGCACAGAAGAAAAUUGAACGCCUGGCCGAGUUAAGGCGAAGAUUUGAGCGGCUGAGAUUAAAAGAAAAAAGUCGGCCUCCAGGGGUGCCUAUCUAUAUUAAGAACCUAGACGAGACCAUCGAUGAUGAAAAACUGAAGGAGGAAUUUUCUUCCUUUGGAUCAAUUAGCCGGGCCAAAGUGAUGGUGGAAGUGGGGCAAGGCAAAGGGUUUGGUGUUGUCUGCUUCUCCUCUUUUGAAGAGGCUACCAAAGCAGUAGAUGAGAUGAAUGGUCGCAUAGUGGGCUCCAAGCCUCUGCAUGUCACGCUGGGCCAGGCCAGGCGCAGGUGGUGA